This is a messenger RNA of Ostertagia ostertagi, 441 nucleotides long. Lineage: Eukaryota; Metazoa; Nematoda; Chromadorea; Rhabditida; Trichostrongylidae. The record is from the annotation of a GenBank genome assembly.
AUGAGCUUUACGUCAUCAACGGUUUUCUUUAUUCCUUUACUAGUAUUAAUUUCUAUAGUAGUGCAUGCACGAGAAGAACAGUCUGAUGAUCCGCAUCGACAUCACCGGCAUCGCAUUCGAUCAGCAUUUCAACGCCGAAGACAGCCAGUAUGCGUUCACGGGAAGCCAGUAGAUGGUGAGUGCGAAUGUGAGGAGGAAUACACAGGCCGACAUUGCGAAAAGCGAAAGCACUGCGCUUCAUUUCGACGGUACCGGAAUGGCUCGUGUCCAGCGUGUGCUCCAGGAUACUAUGGUGAGUUCUGCGAGGAAAUCCAUUGCGUUCAUGGAGAGCCAAGCAACCUUGAGACGAAGUGUGAGUGCGAGGAGCCGUAUUCGGGUACGUUCUGCGAUGAGUUGAGCACGAAACAGGUUUACAGCUACUACAACCGUCGGGUACGUUGA